GGCUGUGGAUCAGAUAUAAGCAGCUCUUGCAGUUCACCCACAGAUGUGAGGAAGGAAACCUUCCAGAGACUAACAGAAGAUGGCCCUGCUUACAUUUGCCCUGCUUCUCUCCAUCGCUCUCCAAGGCUGUGCCUUGACUUACAGCAGCGGUGGUUUGGAAAGCUUUCCUGAAGAGUUAAAAACCGGAGAUGUUUGCCAAGACUGCACCAAAAUAUUUGAACUCCUUGUUGACAUGCUUUCCAAUGCAGACCUGCAGAAAAAGAUCAUGAAUGGCAUUGAAAGCGUGUGUGCACUCAUGCACGGUCCAGCUGCCAAUCUCUGCAAACAAGAGGUGGAGAAGAUGUUCCCACUGGCCAUCAAUUUUGUUACUUCCAUCUUGAAACCAGCGGAGGUGUGCAAAAUCCUCGGGCUCUGCAGCUCUUGUGAUAAAGAGCAGAUGCUCAGCUAUUUUGCCCAAGAGGCCCUUCAGGCUGCUGUGACAAGUGAUAAUGUGAAGCCUUCAACCGAAUGCUCCUUCUGCACCUUCCUCAUCAAGACUUUGGAGGGUUUGCUUCCCAAAGAAAGAACAGAGGAAGCAGUGGUCAAGCUGCUGGAAGAGAUCUGCCAUAUUCUGCCGGCCUCCUACCGCAACCAGUGUGAGACUGUGAUCGACAAGGUCAGCAGGACAGUGCUGGAUGCAAUACUGGCUUAUGCGACCCCGCAGGCCAUCUGUCACCUCAUGCACUUCUGUAAAGGGGAAGAAUCUCUGCUUCUGGAUCCAUGCACUCUGACAACAUACAGAUGCAGAGACGUCAAGACUGCUCUCAAGUGCGGAACUCUGUUCUACUGCCACAAAUUUGCCUGGAAGCCUCUGAACUACAACACAAUCUGAAGGAUUAAGAUCCAAUAAGAGUCAGCGUGGUGGACGCAGCAGAUAUUUCAUCGAGCACCAAAUCUUCAUCAGCAGCAUUUUAACAGUAUUUCACAUCCCAAUUUGAUUUCUUACUGCAUACUGUAAUUUUUGCAUUAUCUAUUCAGCCUGCACAGAGUUAUGAAAUGCAGAAAACAUUGUGUUUAAGUGUCAUCUUUACUCCGCUACUGCUACUUCUUGUAGCAGAGUAAAUAUUACUGGCUCAGAGUUAGAUUUCACUUAUUGCCUUUGUGCUUUUUUUUUUUUUUUUUUUUUUUUUUUUUUAAAUAUACCAACCAUUUCUCAAGUUUCCCGUCUCUUCUUUAAUAAAGUGUUUUUGUAGUGUUUCCCAGCUGACUUGACAACAUAUCCUUUGCUGUUAAAUAGACUUAUGUUUGAGAUUUAGAAGUCAAAUGAGGUAAAAGGGUUUGAGUCGACUGCUGAAUGUAGGGUGGGCAGAUAUUUUAGUCUUUAGUCAUCUUCCUACUUUCAAGUCAGCAGUUUGGAAGAAGUAAUAAAGCACAAAUAGAGACUGGAAGUGUUCGUCUUUACCACCUCGCAGACAGGAUCACUUCUGCUUUAUUUAAAAACAUGAAAGUGUCAUCUACAGCAGCACAGUUUAAAGAUGUUGAAGUUAGCCCUUCACAUAAAACAAGCACAGCCUGUAAGCACAAAGCAAGGGUGCAUUUUAUUUCAACAGUUUUAGAGAAAGUCAACAACAAAUCACUCGGAAACGCCAAAGACGGAAACUAGCCUUGGGGUUGUCAGGGUCAAAAUGGUAAGUUGUGUACUUUGAGGUAGGGGAAGAGGAAAUUUGCAAGAGGAGAAAAGGCACUUUUUUUUUUUACCCCCCCCAUGUUUAGCAACUGCUGGCAGACUUAAAUGAUUUAAAAAACAAAAACUGAACAAGGGAGGGAGUGCUCCUCAAACACAUCGUCCACAGGAGACAUGUAAACAGGCUGGUUUCUCUGUACAACACCAACUACUAUUUUCUCCAUCUGUGGAUGAGCGAGAGGAGACAAAGUUUAAAAAGUAGGUUCCUUAAUUUAAAUAACCAGUGUGACAUUAGCCCGUCAGCCACAGCAUCCU
This is a messenger RNA of Pundamilia nyererei, 1978 nucleotides long. It is a transcript of the gene sftpba, whose product is annotated as surfactant protein Ba. The transcript is spliced from 10 exons. The record is from RefSeq and is a predicted model, not a curated record. Gene Ontology annotation, biological process: sphingolipid metabolic process. Gene Ontology annotation, cellular component: lysosome. Lineage: Eukaryota; Metazoa; Chordata; Actinopteri; Cichliformes; Cichlidae. The coding region runs from base 80 to 871 and encodes 263 amino acids.